Messenger RNA from Pygocentrus nattereri (red-bellied piranha), 1514 nucleotides. It is a transcript of the gene rgs4, whose product is annotated as regulator of G protein signaling 4. The record is from RefSeq and is a predicted model, not a curated record. Lineage: Eukaryota; Metazoa; Chordata; Actinopteri; Characiformes; Serrasalmidae. The transcript is spliced from 5 exons. The coding region runs from base 115 to 741 and encodes 208 amino acids.
AGCAGUAUAAAACAAGAGAUAGAGGAGGAGACAGCUCUAAGACUGUUAGGAUCCUUUCCUUGACCACUCAAAGGCUUCUCUCUCUUGGUUGGAUUUUCCUUUCUCACUGCGACCAUGUGUAAGGGACUUGCAGCCCUACCUGCAACGUGCUUGAAAAGUGCAAAAGACAUAAAGCACAAGAUCGGCUUCCUGCUUCAGAAGCCCGAGCCUGUUCAGGAUCAAAAGCUUGCUAAGGAAAAAGAAAAGGAAAAGGCCACCUCAGUGAAAAGCAUCGCUCCUGUUGAUGCGGAGAAAUGGAAAACAUCAUUUAACAGCUUGAUGAAGAAUGUUGUGGGGCGAACUGCGUUUGCUGCCUUUCUGAAGUUGGAGUUCAGCCAGGAAAACAUAGAGUUCUGGGAGGCUUGCGAGGACUUCAAGAAGUUGCCUGCGAAGCAGAUGGAAGCUAAAGCCAAGCAAAUCUUCCAACUCUACGUCGAUGUCGAUUCUUCAAAAGAGGUCAAUCUGGACUCAGCGACAAGAGAAGAAACCAGAAGAAAUCUGGGAAAGUGUGACGUCACGUGUUUUGACGAAGCACAGAAUAAGAUCUUCACACUGAUGGAAAACGACUCAUACAGACGCUUUCUGAGGUCUAAACUGUUCCUAGACCUGUGCCAGUCACCCAUGGAUGAAAAACAAUGCGGCUUGGAGGGAAAAGGGAACCUUCCUGAAUUUAGCUCAUGCCUCCUGUCUCAUUGCGCUUAAGCUACGAUGUCCUUCAUGCCCUGCCAUGAGCCACAGAGAAGCACCUCUUAGGCUGACAAUGGUGGAACGAUUUCCCUCCUGCGAGGAGAGCGGUUAAUGGCUUAAGCCAGGGCUUAACGAGCUCCUCAACUACGAAGUAGAACCAACGGAUCAGGAUGCGUAUUGAUUGUUUUCUGAGCUGUGCUUUGUGGCUUUAAUUAUUUUCACAGUGUGACCACAUUAUUCAGAAAUUACAGUGCAAUGAUAAAGUAUUCUGUUUUUCAGGUAAUUUCACACUGAACAGGAAGAUAGAGAGCACAAAAGAACAUAGACAAAAUAUUCUAAAAUAUUUUGUCUAUUUUCUUCUAUUUACCUUCUAAACCUCAUCUGAUUAUGUUGUGGAAAUAAAAUAAUACAGUGACUGAGUUUACAAUUGAGUGACUGUUACAGGCUGGAGAAAAGAAGGUGAGCACAUUAUCUUUGUUUAACCCACAUGUGUGGACCAUGGUGUACACAGUACUGUCUGAAGAAUGUACGAAUACUCAUACCUACCAUCUCCCACCUUUUUGAUCAUUUUCAAUAUUGUGAAUUGUUAGUACCUUUGUUGUUUGAAGGAAAUUUCACAAUAAGAAGAAAUCUGGUCCUUGUGAUGAUUCUGGUCCUCAAACAAAUGUGAUAAGCUAUACUUACACAAUGAUGUGGUGUCAGUUUGUUCUAUAGUGCUGUGUAUUCUGAUGCUAAUUCUGUCCUUCUCAUCUUUACUUAGUAGAAUAAACGUCUGUCUGUUGUUUACA